Messenger RNA from Carya illinoinensis, 2876 nucleotides. Its product is annotated as protein DETOXIFICATION 14-like. NCBI's taxonomy places the organism in Eukaryota, Viridiplantae, Streptophyta, Magnoliopsida, Fagales, Juglandaceae. Gene Ontology annotation, biological process: xenobiotic detoxification by transmembrane export across the plasma membrane. Gene Ontology annotation, cellular component: membrane. The record is from RefSeq and is a predicted model, not a curated record. Bases 130 to 1563 code for a protein of 477 amino acids. The transcript has 7 exons. Gene Ontology annotation, molecular function: antiporter activity; xenobiotic transmembrane transporter activity.
ACCUUCCUUACAUUGAGCCGGCCCUGCUUGCGGCUACUUCAACCUUUACAGCGAUAAGUAACCCGGUAUUCCAUAUUGAAAAUCCUAUAAUUUGUCAGGGAAAAGCAUUAAGGAAGUGGGUAGUGGGGAAUGGAAGAAGCACUGUUGUCGCCAGCAAGGGAAGAGAGAGUAUGGAGGCCGACUAUAGGACGGGGUGCCUUUGCGGAAGAGCUAAAAAGGUUGAGCUUCAUGGCAGCACCGAUGGUGGUGGUUACAGUGUCACAGUAUCUGGUGCAGGUUGUGUCGCUGAUGAUGGUAGGACAUCUGGGUGAACUCUCACUCUCCGGUGUUGCUAUAGCCGUCUCUUUCACCAACGUCACUGGCUUCAGUCUUCUUUUUGGAAUGGUUGGUGCUUUGGAAACUCUAUGUGGGCAAGCAUAUGGGGCAGAGCAGUACCAGCAACUCGGGAUAUAUACUUACUGUGCAAUAAUUUGUCUUACAUUGGUUUGUCUGCCGGUGUCUCUACUCUGGAUGUUUGUCGACAAAGUGUUGGCACUGCUUGGCCAAGACCCUUCAAUCUCACUUGAAGCUGGCAAAUACUCAAUUUUUCUCAUUCCUGCAUUAUUCGGCUAUGCUGUUCUCCAAUCGUUGGUUCGCUACUUACAAUCUCAAGGCUUGAUCAUUCCAAUGCUCUUUACCUCUUGCGCAACGCUAUGCUUCCAUGUUCCUCUUUGUUGGGCUUUGACUUUUAACUUUAAACUGGGAAUUAUUGGAGCAGCUUUAGCUAAUGGUUUAUCGUAUUGGUUCAAUGUAACAAUGCUUGGAUUAUACGUGAGGUAUUCUUCGGCUUGUGAGAAAACCCGCAUCACGUUUUCGAAGGAUGUUUUCCGACGCAUUACGGAGUUCUUUCGCUUUGCUAUCCCCUCUGCUGUGAUGGCUUGUAUUGAAUGGUGGUCAUUUGAGCUGCUUGUACUACUUUCUGGGCUUUUUCCAAAUCCGACAAUUGAAACCUCUGUUCUUUCUAUAUGCCUUUCGACAAUGUCACUGCACUACUACGUUCCAUAUGCUGUUGGUGCUGCUGCAAGUACUCGGGUUUCAAAUGAACUAGGAGCUGGGAAUCCACAAGUAGCACGAUUAUCUGUUAGUACUGCGAUGUUUCUUGGAGCCGUGGAGAUAGUCACUGUGAGUACAACUCUUUUUUGCUGCCGUUCUGUAUGGGGGUAUGCUUACAGCGAUGAAAAGGAAAUUGUGGAUUAUAUGAAAGGAAUGACUCCAUUGCUCUGUUUAUCGGUAAUCAUGGACACCUCACAAGCUCUGCUUUCUGGGGUUGCUAGAGGAAGUGGGUGGCAACAUAUAGGCGCCUUUGUCAACCUUGGAGCAUAUUACUUGGUUGGAAUACCAGGGGCUGUUGUAUUGGGUUUUGUUCUACAUUUAAGAGGGAAGGGCCUAUGGAUUGGGAUAUUAGCUGGUUCUACUGUACAAGCAGUCACGCUAGCUCUGGUUACAACCUUCACAAAUUGGCAAAAACAGGCGACCAAGGCAAGGGCGAGGAUAUUUCAGGGAACAAUAUCUGCUGAGACUUGAUUAGUUUGAGCUGUUCAUAUGGCAUAUUAUAUUGAGAAAUAGCUUUAAAUCCUUGGAACAUUUUGUAAAAAAAGAUUACGAUCGUUAGCAUUUUAGAAGUCAUGGAUUGUCAACAGCUCAAGUGCGAAGUCCUGCGAGAACUCCAUACCUUGUAGGCACAAGGCUAUGCGUAUAUAUUGCUGUUCGUGCUAUGAUAAUCCUUGUAGUCUGGAGAUUGAGCCAUCCAUUUACGAGCACAUAGCUCUGCCUUAUAAUGUUUGGUUAUGAAUGCUAAUCUGUCUCUUGGGUUUUGUAGAUAUGAUCUUGUAACCAGUUUUAUUAAGAUUUUCGCCAAGAUCGUCCUCAACAUCACUUGCUCUGGGUUGUCCAAUAAAAAGUUAAAAUCAGUACCCCUCCAUAUUGUUCUUACAAUUUUCAACUCAAAUUAUGAAUACUGACAGUAUAUUGUUCUUUCAAACGUCUUAAGACAUGAGGGACCAUAUUAGGCAUGCAUCUAUAUCUUGGGCGAGAUUCUUGCGUUAUUUAGCAUCCGACCUUCACCUUUGUUCGAUAAUACUAUUGGAUACAUUAUAUAUUCAGAAAACUAAAAUUCUGAUCAACAUCUUGCAGAAUUUCUAAGCCAGAAAAUCGACAUAAAUGGUACUGCUGGGAAAGGCUUUUUAUCCAAAUAAUUGCAGGUACGUGUGACACUGGCCAGUUUUUUAAUAUAGUAUUUCCCCUUAUAAAGUUGUCCGCUGGAUCGUACGUUGGUAAGAAGAUGUAUAUAUAUAAAGUAAAAAAAAUGCUCCACCGUAGACAAAAAGUAUGAAUCAUUACCUAUUUUAUUUAUCUUCCUCCACACAACAAUUAUGAGAAUACCAAGGAAAAAAAAAGGUACUAUGGAGAUCAGUAUCAAACAAACGUCGAUGUAUUCUGUACACAAUAAAAUAUUGGAGUCCCUAAGAUUCAUAUUUAGCAGUACUGCAGAAAGAUGUGGUGAAAAUUACAUACCUUGCGCAAGACACAUAAAGAUAUCUUAUUUCUCCCUCGGAAAGAAAUAAAAAAGGAAACAAAAGCCAGAAAAGAAAGAAAAAGAAUAAGAACAAUAUAAGAUCCUUACUCCUUAAUUUUCCUUAUUCCAUAGCGUCCUGGCUCCGUUGAAGUGCGUGAUACAGUGCAUGCUAGUAAGGUGGAGGAGGGCGAUUCCAUGGUGGUGGAGGAUGAGGACGAUAAGGGUCUGCAAAACCGUAAGGUUGUGGGGGUGGAGGGGGACCAGGUGGUGGUGCAUAGCCAUAAGGUGGUGGGGGUGGUCCUGGUGGAUGAUGGUGAUGUGG